Molecule: messenger RNA, 864 nt
Organism: Necator americanus (New World hookworm)
Lineage: Eukaryota; Metazoa; Nematoda; Chromadorea; Rhabditida; Ancylostomatidae
Exons: 7
Coding region: 1-864 (287 amino acids)
Source: RefSeq, a predicted model, not a curated record
AUGAAUAUUUUGCACUUUUCAAACGGUCGACGACAGUCUCAUCGACAGAGUGUGCUUGAUUUGGAUAAAUGUGCAUUUGAUUUGAGUUCUUCAACGCAUAAAGAAUCGGUCAUUUCGCUUGAUUCCUCUUUGGGAAGUUUACCGUCAAGUUCGUCGUUGGUUUCAAGCUAUGAAAUCACAUCGUACAAUUCACGAUGUCUUCGUAAUCUAAAAAGGAGCGGUAUACGAAUCACUCCCGAAGAUGUCUAUCAGCUUCGACGUGAACUACAAGCUGAUUACGCGGCACAACGUACCGUUGCCGAGCGUAAACGUUGCUUACGUGAAGCUUGCGCUACGUUGUUGGAGUUACGAAGCGAACUAUUGGAGGAACCGAAACGAGAUGAUGAAUCGAUGGCAUUUUUCGUCUUCGAAUAUCAAGCAUUCCUGUGCUGGAUCUAUACGACAAUCCGAUUCGCCGGUUUCACCAGCGAAAUGGAACGACAUUUUCGAGAUAUGAAGGAGAAUCAUCGUAUUCUCCUAUCGGCACUACCGCCACGUGGUGAACCGUUCUUACUGGCCGUACUGCGUUUCUCACAGAUGUGUAUCGAAUAUUCAGCAAUGUGUGAUGAUGAAGCACUGCAAUGGUGUCGACUUGCUUACGCUCGAAACAUAUCGCGAAAGAAGUCUUCGUCUUCAAAUACAAUUCGCAGCACAUCGUCAUUGAGUUCUUCGUCCUCAUCAUCGGAUGUCGACGAAAUUCUUGCUAGAAGAGACUCGGAACGAAUCGCCAGUAUGCUACAAGAUUUACGCAAUAAUAUCUCUGAAAUUGAACUUGGAAUGGCACUUAGUAUUGGCGGUAGUACCGGAGAGAAACUUAUUCAUUAA